Molecule: messenger RNA, 11865 nt
Organism: Hydra vulgaris (swiftwater hydra)
Lineage: Eukaryota; Metazoa; Cnidaria; Hydrozoa; Anthoathecata; Hydridae
Product: laminin subunit alpha-3
Biological process (GO): tissue development; animal organ morphogenesis
Source: RefSeq, a predicted model, not a curated record
ACAUUAUUAUUUUCAUUAAUUGGUUUAAAAUAAACUUAAGGGAACAAGUAAAUGCAAAAAUAUUAGGUUUCAAUGAAAAUAAAUUAUUGCAAAGAUAAAUAAAUUGAAAUGCUGCUAAUUUUUGUUCUACUGGAAGUAGUUUUUAGUCAAACUGUUUUAGAACCAGCUUAUUUUGAUAUUGCUAAAGGAAAGUCAAUAACAGCAUCUGCAACUUGUGGCGAAGACUACACUCCUCCUAGAGGAGAACCAGGUGAACUUUACUGUACAUUAGCAGGAAUACCCGGUAAAUUUGGAAUUAAAGGAUUAAGCUGUAGUCAUUGUGUGCCUGGUGAUAUUGGAAGCUCUGAUGGAAAAGAUUCAAAAGAUCAUAAUAUUAGAAAUGCCAAUGAUGGAUCAAAUAGAUGGUGGCAGUCACCUCCUUUAUCUAGAUCCUUAAAAUACAAGCAAGUCAAUGUAACAAUCGACUUAGGACAGUUAUUUCAUGUUGCAUAUGUUAUUAUCAAAUCAGCUAACUCUCCAAGACCUGGUGUUUGGUCCCUUGAAAGAUCAAGUGAUGGCGGAAAAACUUACACUCCGUGGCAUCAUUUUGCAUCAAGUUCUUCAGAGUGUAAAAGUUAUUUUGGAAUUGAUCCAUAUUUACCAAUUGUUCGUGAUGAUACUGUAAUUUGUUCUACAGAGUAUUCAUCAAUUCCUCCCUUCGAGAAUGGAGAGAUUCAUAUAUCCUUAAUUAAUGGAAGACCAGGUGCUUCAAAUUUUUCAUACAGCAAAACACUUCAGGAAUGGACUAGUGCUUCCAACAUUCGUUUUCGUUUCAUGGAUAUUAAAACACUUCUUGAUGAUUUACUACCGCUUUCUUUGCAAGAUCCAACUGUUACUCGAAGGUACUACUACUCAAUUAAAGAUAUUUCAAUUGGUGGGAGGUGUAUGUGUAAUGGAUUUAGUGAUGAAUGUCGACCAACUGAUGUGAUUGGUCAAUAUAAAUGUGAUUGUCAAUACAAUUCAUAUGGUCCUCGUUGUGAAAAAUGUAAGCCUGGUUUCGUUCAAAAAAAAUGGCGCACUCGUAGAGAUAAAGAUGAUUUUGUUUGUGAAAAAUGCAAUUGUCAUGAACACACAGAGGAAUGUGAGUAUAAUGAAGAUAUAGAACAAAGAAAACUUAGUCUUGAUAUCAAUGGAGUUUAUUCUGGUGGUGGGGUAUGUAAAAAUUGUCAGCAUAAUACAGACGGAAUUAAUUGUGAAAAGUGCAAGCCAUUUUUCUAUCGACCAUCUGGUGUUAAAGUAACGGAUGUAAACACUUGUCAAGCUUGCAACUGUGAUACGCAGUUCUCAACUGGAUUAUGUGCAGAAGGAACGGGGCAAUGUGAAUGUAAGCCACAGUACACUGGAAGAUUUUGUAAAGAGUGUAACAAUGGUUUCCACUCAUACCCUAAAUGCAUACCUUGUGAGUGCAAUGUCAAAGGAUCACUAGAUGGCCAAUGUGCUUUAAAUCCAGAGACUGGUUGUCAAUGUAAGCGUGGAUUUGGUGGCAAGUUUUGUGAUGAAUGUUUGCCCGGCUAUUUUGGUUUUCCUAGCUGUCAGCCUUGCAACUGUAUUACACGGUUUGGAGCAGUAGAUGGCAAUUGUAAUAGAACAAGUGGUCAAUGUAAAUGCAAGUUUGGUUUUUCUGGAAGAUCAUGUGAAAAAUGUGAUUCAGGCUUUUACUUAUUUCCCUACUGUAAAGAAUGUGGUUGUGAUGUUGCAAAAACUCUAGACACAGUUUGUGCACCUGGUAAUGGAAAAUGUGACUGUAAACCAGGGUAUGAUGGUGAAAAAUGUGAAACUUGUGCUCCUAUGUUCUAUGGGCAUCCAGCUUGUUUUAAUUGUGAAUGCUCUGUUGCUGGUUCCCAAACACCUGUUUGUGAUAUUGAUAGUGGCGAAUGUGCAUGCAGACCAAACUUUGCUGGUUUAAAAUGUGAUCGCUGUGCACCUGGGUUUUAUGGUUAUCCUUCAUGCGCACCCUGUAACUGUAGUAUUGAAGGAGCUCGUUCAACUGUUUGCAAUGAAGUAACAGGGGAUUGUAAUUGUAAAACUACAUAUACUAGUCGACAGUGUAACAAAUGCACAAGAGGUUUUUAUGGUUUUCCAUUCUGCAAGCAAUGCAAUUGUAAUCCGGCUGGAACUGAUUCUGGGCAAGAAGGUUGGUCAGGAGAUUGCAGUACUAACAAUGAUGGCCAAUGUGUUUGCAAGAAAAACGUACAAGGCUUAGAAUGCUCAGAAUGUAAAGCAGGUUUUUUCAAUUUACAAGAAUCAGAUGAUCUUGGGUGUGAAUCUUGUGGAUGUUUCCAACCUGGCACAAACAAUGGGAUAACUUCAUGCUCUGCCAAUGGUAAUUGUGCUUGCAAAGUGUUUGUUGAUGGUAAUAAAUGUAAAAAUUGUUUACCUGGUUACUAUAAACUUGAAGAAAAAAACUUUUUUGGAUGUGAAGGCUGUGAUUGUGAUGAAGGAGGUUCAUUGAAUUCAAACUGUCUAAAUGGACAAUGCUUUUGCAAGUCAAACAUUGUUGGGCAAAAGUGUGACAGGCCAGCUGCCAAUUUUUAUUUUUCAACUCUAUGGCAUAUCAAAUCAGAAGUUGAAGAUGGUAAAACAAAAGACGGUGAUGCUGUAAGAUUUGAUUAUCAAGAAUCAAGUUUUCCUGGAUAUUCAUGGAAAGGAUAUGUUCCAAUCAAUGAUGUGCAGCAAUCUGUUGUUAUUGAUCUUAAUGUCAAAAAAGAGUCAAAAUACCACGUCUUGUUCAAAUAUGCUUUAAACCAAAUUCAACCAAUUGUUGGUAAUAUCAGAAUUUUUAAAGGUAACCAAGAACAUCAAGGUUUAAUCAAUUUCCCAUCAACUCAGAGAAGUACAGUUAUUAAAACAUCAAUUAGUUUAGUGAAAGAAUCAUCUGGUUCACCUAAAUAUUUUACUUUGGAGCCUGGUAAAUGGAAAGUUGAAUUUACAUCACAAGUUUCUGCUCUUCUUUUGGAUUACAUUGUUCUUGUACCUCAAGAUUAUGCUCAGCCAAAAACUCUUACUAAAAGAGUCCAGAAUCCAUGUGAUGCCACUAAGAUUGAACGUUUUUGUAAUAUAUACCAGUAUGUCCCCUUCGAAAAACAACAAGGUUACAUAACUAUUCAAGCUGAAGAUCCAACAGUAUUAUCUAAAAAAACUGUUGUUCCUUUUUUUAAUGAUUCUAAAAUUCUUGAAAAGUUGGACUAUCAAGCAAUGGUACAAUUUUCACCAGAGUUUAAAAAUCAUGAUAUUGUUUUUCAAUUUAAAAAUCUUGGUAAAUAUGUAGUGGUGUUGCAGUAUUUUCAUGAUGGCGAGUCAGAAAAGUAUUUAGAUAUUUACAUACGAAGUCGUACUGGCAUUCAACAAGGAAAAAGUUGGUUAUAUAAGUGUCCAUACACUUUUGGUUGUCGCCAAGUUGUACUAGAUAGAGACUUUAUGGAUGUAAAUGUUUUUGAAAUUUCAGACUAUAAAACUCAUAUGCUGACAAUUAUUCCCAGACAAGAUGCCACAUUUGGAUUGGAUGCCAUUACAUUUAUUCCAUUGGAUGAAUGGAAUUUAGAUACUGUCACACCUCAGCUGUAUUGUACUGCUAAAAAUUUAAAGUGUAUUCCCACGAAGUUUGAUGUACCCAAAAAUAGUAGAAUUGUAGUUCCUGAUAGUGUAGAAGGAGAACCUCGCCCUAGUUACAUUAUUGAUCCUGAUGUUAAAGUGAAGUACCUUGAACCAGGAACAAAUUCAUUUGACAUCACUGACCUAAAACCUGGUCGAUAUCACCUGAUGGUUCAUUACUACCAGCCAAAUCAUCAAUCAUUUGAUGUAUCCACUGGAAUAUAUUCAGACAGAAAUUCUAUACAACCUGGAACUUUACACAUGAAACACUGUCCAAAUUUAAAUGGUUGCCGUGAAAUGAUGAAGCAGACAGAGACUAAGGAUGUCUUUUUAUUUGAAUCAAGUAGAGCAAGGCUAAGAUUUGAUAUACCUAUGCAAAAAAAUGGUUGGAUAGAGAAAGUAUAUUUGAUUCCAGAAAAUUCAGAAUCACUUAAUCAACCUGAUCUAUACCAAGGACAACCAAUAACACUUUCUGAUGAAUUCAAUGAUAUUUGUACAAAAAACUUUUACGACAUAAAUGAAAGUAGUUCUGAGUUUUGCAAAAAAGCUGUUUUUACAUUGACUAGUAACUUUAAUAAUGGUGCACUUAGCUGCGAGUGCAAUGAACAAGGCUCAAAGAGUUCACAAUGUUCAGAACUUGGUGGUCAAUGCCCAUGUAAAGAGAACAUUAUUGGGAGAACUUGUACCAGAUGCAAAAUGGGAUUUUAUGGGUUUCCAAACUGUAAACCAUGUAGUUGUUCAAAUUGUGAUUCUGUAAGUGGUCGAUGUUCUUGUCCUCCUGGUGUUGAAGGUGAUAACUGUGAUAGAUGUAUGAAAGGAACAUUUGGUUUUGAUCCUGUAAUAGGAUGUCAACCAUGCAGUUGUGAUUCUACUGGUGCAAUUGAUAACAACACAACAUGUAAUGUUGUAACAGGGCAGUGCAAUUGCAAGAAAAAUUUUGGUUCUAGAAAAUGUUCUGAAUGUGAAAAAGGUUUUUUUAAUUACCCAUUGUGUCAAGAAUGUGAUUGUCACUCAGCAGGUUUAAAAGGAGAAAAAUGUGAUGCCGUAACUGGUGAUUGCAUUUGUCAGGAUUCAGUAGUUGGAACACGAUGCGAUGAGUGUAUGAAAGGUUAUUUUAAAACAAAAUCAGAAAAAGGUGAACAGCUUUGUCUGAAAUGUUGGUGUUCUGGACACACAACUGAAUGCAAAGAAGCGCAAGUUUACAGGGGUGUGGCUGUUAGAGGUACAAAAUGGACUAUUUCAAAUGUAAAUCAAAGUGUGUUUCAGUUACCCUUAGGCAAGCUUGUAACAAACUUUUCUGAAAAAAAUUCAGCAAAUAUCAUUUAUUGGAUUUCUCCUCAAGAAUAUUUAGGGAAUCAUGUUGAGUCAUAUGGAGGAUCUUUUAUGUAUAACUUUAGAUACACAACAAAAAUGACUUCCCAAACUCUUAAUGACUUACCUGAUGUUAUUAUUCAGGGAAAUGGUUUGAGUAUAAAAAAUAAAAAACAGAAUCCAAGAUAUGCUAAUCAAGACAAUACUUUUAUCUUUCCACUUGUUGAGAAUGAAUGGUUGUUAGACGAUGUUUAUCCAGUAUCUCGCAUCCAGCUUCUUGAUGUUCUUGCAAAAAUCUCCAGUGUUAAAAUAAGAGCUACUCAUGAUGCCAACAUUGCUACAUCAUCGAUAUGGAAUGUUACUUUAGAUUCUUCAAAUAUUAAUGGAGAGGAAAUGGUUUUUGGUAUUGAAGAAUGCGUAUGCCCUGACGGUUAUACAGGACCUGGAUGUACAAAAUGCUCUCCAGGAUACAGUAUGCAAGCUAAUGGUACAUGUGGAAAAUGUGACUGUAUGGGUAGAAGUGAUAAAUGUGAUGCUGAGACAGGAGUUUGCCAAGAUUGUGUUGGAAAUUUUUUUGGUAACCACUGUCAAGAAUGCAAACCAGGCUUUUAUGGAAAAGAUUGUGCACCAUGCCCAUGUCCCAGUGUACAUCUCACUGGUAACUUUGCAGAUUCAUGUGCAAUCAGUUUAAAUACAUCAGAACUUAUUUGUAAAUGUAAGCAAGGCUAUGUUGGAGCAAAAUGUGAGAGUUGUGCUGACGGUUACUAUGGCAAUCCUACCGAACCAGGAGGUAGUUGCAAGUUGUGUUCAUGUAGUGGCAAUGUUAAUUUAAAUUUAUCAGGUAAUUGUGACCCAGUGACUGGUACCUGUAAAAAAUGUUUGAACAAUACUGAUGGAGAUCAUUGUGAGAAAUGUAAAUCUGGUUUCUAUGGCAAGCUUGAUAAUUGUAAGGAUUGUGUUUGUAAUACUUGUGGCUCUAGUGGUAUCUCAUGUAGCAGUACCACAGGCCAAUGUCAAUGUAAAACAAAUGUAGAAGGCAAGCAGUGUGAUAGAUGUAAACCCCAAACAUGGAACUUUAAUUCUUGUCAAGGUUGUCAAGACUGUAAUUGUGGUCUAGCUUCAGAAUCAAAAGACUGUGAUGCAUUAACUGGGGAGUGUAAAUGCCUGCCUACUGUUGAAGGAAAAAAAUGUGAUUGGUGUAAACUUGGAUACUUUAAUUAUUCACUGUCAGGGUGCCAAAAGUGUAGUUGUCCUAAUGGUGGUUUCUGUGACGUUAUUACUGGAAGUUGUGAUUGUGAUUUAUCAGAAAACAAAUGCUCAUUAUGUCCACCGGGUUAUAUAAUUGAGAAUGAUUCUUGUGUUGAGUGCGACAGCUGUGUUCAAAAUACUCUAAACAAAGUUAACCAUUUAAUGAAAAAUAUAAAGCUGGUUGAGGAAAGUGUAUAUUCAUCAGGAAGCAUUUCACAAUCGUCAUUAAGCGAAAUCAAUGAUACGCUUCAAAGACUUUUAGGGAAUGAAAAAAUUAUCUCUGAUGACUUCGAAACAUUGAAGAAAGCAACAGGUUUUAAAAAUAUGGGAACAAAACCAGAUGAUACAAAAAUGCACACUGUUUCAGAGUUUAAAGGAUGCUUUUUUGAAGUUGAAGAAUCAUGCCCUCCAACAUUAGCAAAAGUUCUUCUUUCAACUGAAGCAAAGCUCAAUGUAACAGAAAAGAAUGUUGUGCAACUUGAAGAAGAUGCUUAUAAAACAUCAAGAAAUGCAUCUGAUACCAAGGAAAGAGCUGAAGAAAUUCUUGCAAGACUAAACCUACUUAUUAAGGAUGUUGAAAAUACUCUCCUUUCUGCCAAUGACACACUUGGCAACAUAAAAAUUGGAGAAGUUGAUGCUGAAAAAGUACUUGCUGAUGCAAAAAAAAUACUUGAUGAAAUUAAAGGACGUAAUUUUUCUCAAACAAUAUCAGCAGUUGAUAAGGAAAGCAAUUUCUCUAUUAAUAACAAAAAAGUAUCUGAUGAACUAAAGCAGACAGCUUUAAACACGUCAAAAAGAGCUGAGAAUUUUAAUGACACAUUCCAGGAUUUUUUAGCUGCUUUUAUUAAUAUAAAGAAAGAAAGUGAGACAGCACUUUUGAUUUCACAAAACGCAACAGAUUUAAUUUCAUUGGCUAAAAGUUUUAAUAUCAAGUCAUUGUUAGAGAUGGCAAGCAACUUAAGCAAAGAUAUUAACAUCACAAUAGAAAAUGCAGAUGAAAUAUUGAAGAAUGGAGAGAAGGCUCUUGUUGUUGCGAAGUUGGUUUACACUGAGUUUUACAACAAAACAGGUGUUUUAGGAGAACUUAUUAAACGUCUUCGUGCUUUAGUCGAUGACCUACGCAAUUCUUUAGUAACAUCCACUCCAACUGUUCAUCAAGCUGUAGAACAUGCGAAAUCUCUAAAAGAAUUAGCUGAUAAACUUAAAAGAUUGUUACAAGACACACAAAUGUUCGCAGAGGCUGCUUUACGUGCUGCAAAAGUGUAUGCUAAUAUUGUUGAUGCUAUUUAUGAAGCCUUAGAUGCUGCAAAAUUGGCCAAUUCAUCAACCUUUAAUGCUCAAGACAAAGCAUUACAGGCAAAGGAAAAUGCAGUUUCAUCUAAAUCAAAAAGUGAAGCAAUUGCAUUUGAAGGUUCUGAAUUGAAGGCUAAAGUUGAUGAUGUGAAAAUUUCACUAGAUGGAAUUAAAAAGCGAUUAGCAGAUAUCAAAAAACUAAGAGAGGGCAUUGAAAAAAGAGUUUUAAACGUUAAAGAAGAUUUUCAAAUCUUUGAUGCUCAAAAUGAUACAGAUUCUAAAGUGAAUAGCUUAAAAACACAAGAAAAAGAAGUAAGAAAUAUAACAGAAAAUGCUAAAGCAAAAAUGACAGAAAUUAAGAAUAAUAUAGACAAUGACAAAAAAACAGUAAAAGGUGUGCAAAAUGAAUUAGAUGAUAUUGGAAAGUUAUUAAGUAAAGCUGUUGAUGAAGUCAACAAGGUUGUUGAUGUAAUUCCUGGAUUGAAGUCUAGUGUAGAUGAAUUAAAUCUGAAACGCCAAGAAUUAGAUGAGACAAUAAAGAAUAACAUCACAAAUAGUAUUGAAUAUAUAAAGUUUUUGAUUCAAAAUGCUCAUUAUGUUGCAAAUGUUAUGCCGCUUGCAAUGACCUUUAGCAAUACCUCUGAAUUAGUUUUGAAUUCUCCUCAAGCUGCUGUUGAUCCAAGUGUAUACAAUGAAAUAUCCUUAGUGUUCAAAACUAGUGCAGACAAUGGCUUGCUUUUUUUUAUUGGUAAUCAGCAGGAACCAGACAAACAUGGUUUUUUGGCCAUGGAAAUUGUUAAUUUAAAAUUAAAUUUUCAUUUUCGUCUAAACUCUGGUAGUACACGAACAUUGAUUAGUAAAAAACUUCUUGCUAAAGAUAUUUUCUAUUCUCUUAAUGUUAAAAGGAGCUUUGGUGAUGCAGUAUUGAUAGUAAAAGAAUUCUCUAUUACUCAAGUAUUGCCAUCAGAGGAGGACAAAAUGUCCAGUUUUGUUGAAUUACCCAUAUUAAGUCUUGAAAAAAAUGAUCUUUUAGUUGGAGGUUUACCUGAAGGUGUUAAGGCUUCUUCGUCUUUAAAGAGCAGAACCUUCCAAGGAUGUAUAGAUAAAUUAGUCUUUAGCAAUCAAUUGUUAGGAUUGUGGAAUUGGAAGAGUGCACGAAAUGUAUAUGAAUGCAAGUACCAACGUGAGUCAAGUAAAGGUCAGUACAUGUUAAAUGGUGAUGGAUUUUUGCAGUUUACUGGAAAAGAUAUGGAACUCUCAAGAGUUAAGAUUUCAUUUGCUACAAUUGAAGAAGAUGGUUUAAUAAUGUUGGCAAUAAAUCCACCAGAUAGGAACUUUUAUUCUCUUGAAAUUAAAAAUGGCUAUGUUUUCAGCAAAUUCGAUUUUGGAUCAGGUUUGAAGGAAUUAAACCAUACAGUUUUUGGGAAACUAAAUGAUGGGCAGAUACAGAAUUUAACUAUUUUAACAAAGGCCAAAACUCAAGUUGUUUAUGGAAAAGUCAUUGAUCCAUUUACUUAUCCAAAAAAUCCAAAUCUUGCUUCAACAUCGAUAUUUCUGGGUGGUGUGCCAAUGAGAACUUACAUGCCUAUAGAAGGGUUAACAACAAAAGGGUUUGUUGGUUAUAUUGGAGCUUUGAAACUUAGAGCUAGUGACCUCAAUAAUGCAACAACUUACAGCAAUGUUACAGAUAGUGUUGAACCAUUGUUUGGUCAUACAGCCUCAUUUCCUUCAACUGAGGCAAACAUGGAGGUAACAGGAUGCACUUUUCAAACAACAUUUUCAAUUGGUUUCUCAUUCCAAACAUAUCAAUCAACUGCUAAUUUGCUCUAUACUGCUUCAAAAGAAAAUCAUUUGAGAGUUUUUCUUGAAGAUAAUCAAGUUAAUGUUGAAAUCAAGAUUGGUGAAACUGUAAAGUCUUUAGUUGUUGAAGUUUCUAGUGGUGUAUCGGAUGGUGUAUGGCAUACAGUCUCUCUUUAUUUUGAAAAAGAUAGUAGUACAGUAUAUCUUGGCAUAGACAAAAUUUAUACAACUGCCAUUUUUGAUGCAAAUGUUGAAUUUAAUUUUGGAGAAAAAAUUAUAAUCGGGCGUAAUUACCAAAGUAUGAUUGGAUUUUUAGGAAACUUUCGACAGCUUUAUUGUGAUUUAAAAGAAAUUGAUAUGAUGGGGGGACAACUUUUUAAUGGUGCUCGAAUUGAUAGUUUGUUAUUUGAUCCUCCUCUUCCAUUGGUUUCACCUGUUCAGUUAAAAACAACUGAUGGUUCAUCUUUAGUUACACAAUAUCAGUCUACAACAGCUUCAGCUAAAAAUACAGAGCUAGUUAAAGAAACAAUCUCAAACUCUUUAUCAGAUGGUAAUACUUCAAAUCCUCCGUCUAUUACAGAAUCUCCUCAUUCUACUACAGAAACUACUCUAUUAACAACAAAAUUAUUUACCUCCUCUAUCUCUCCCUUUGAGAAAACCUCUUCUUCAAUAUCAGAAACAGCAAAGACUACUUUAAAAAGUUCAACUAAUGUUAAAGCAGUAGAAUCAACUGCUGCGUCGUCACCUGUUAUUGAUACUACAAUUUUAACUACAACACCCUUUAUUGAUACUACAAUUUUAACAACAACACCCUUAGUUGAUACUACAAUUUCAACUACAACACCCUUAGUUGAUACUACUACCUUGCCCUCUACUACAAGUAAUAAAGUAACAACUAUUAGUUCAACAUCAUUAGAAACAUCAUCUACAACAAUAACAACAACAACAGCAGCAGCAGUGGAAAGUACUUUACCAACUUCAACAGAAGCUUUAACGACUGAAAAUGAUGAUGUUGUGACGACCACAAACUUGGUUUCAAGCAUUGUUGAGGAGAAAUGCAUGCCAAGUUUUGAAGUUUAUCCUGAUGCUGUAGCUUUUGGCAUGGAAGCAGAAAGUUAUGUAGAAUUUAGUGUGCAAUUAGCUAUUCUUAGCCAACGCUCAGAAUUUGAGUUUUAUUUUUACACUGUUGAACCAAACAGUUUACUAUUAACUGUAAACAUGAAAGACCAAGAUUAUGAAGCAAUCUUUAUGAAAGACGGAAAAGUAAAUUACCUUUUUAAUGCAGGCGCUGGACCAGUUACAAUAACAUCUGAUGAAGCUUACAAUGAUGGAAAAUGGCAUAAAGUAUAUCAAAAAAGAGAAAAAGCUAUUUCUUAUCUUCGGAUUGAUGAUGGUGUAUUGAAAGAAGGCCAAGUCUUAAAAGCCACAUCUGUAGAUGGAAUACAAAAAGUGUGGAUGGGUGGUUACCCCAAAGGAACAGCGUUGCCAAAACAGUCAAAUUUGAAAAGUCAAGAUCCAUUUAAGGGAGGCAUGAGAGGAUUUAAAUUGUUUAACGAGGCUUUAGUGCCUGCUCUUUCUAUUGGCACGACGAAUGCUUCAAAUGGUUUAACAAUAGUAAGCGGCAUCCAUUUUGGUGACAAAGGUGGAUUUGUAGCCAAAUCUAAGACUAAAACUAAAAAGGUGGCUUCGGAUUUCAAGUUAUCUUUGGAUGUUCAAUCUGUCCGUAAGGCUGGAUAUCUCUUCUAUGUUUAUGGCGGAUCUGAUUUUUUGAGCUUGCAAAUAAAGAAUGAUGGUGUUAUUGCCGCCCGAUGCAAUAACGGAGGUGGUGAGUUUAGUGUAGUUCUUGACCCACCAACUUCAAUCUGUUCAGGAAAUUUUCAUAGUAUAGAAUUAGUUAAAAAAGGAAGAACGCUUACUCUAAGCAUGGGUGGUUUGACAAACAGCACAAUAUCAGACUCAACGCAAAGCAUGUCCGAUACAACAUCUUCGUUUUACUUUGGAGGGUUACCAGCUGAUAAACAACUAACGAUAGUUGGCUAUGUGCCGUUCUCAGGAUGUAUUAACAACGUUAAAAUAAACGAAGAAAAUAUCAGCUUCCUUACAAAUGUUGUUAAAACUGGUGCUGUGAUGCAGGGCUGUGCAUAAAUCUUGUAUUUAUUAUUACAGAUGUUUUUAUUUUUUUGUAAAUUACGCACACACACACACACUAUUUGGCGAAUAUCUUUUUUGGUAUAUCGACGGCUUAAUCCACAAACUCCAGUAAAUUAAACUGCGCAAAGUAUUUCAUAUUCCCAUACAUUUAAAUGGCUUGUUAUUGUUAUCUUUUCAUAUUCAUGUUUUUAAAAUCAUUAUUAAAAACAAAAUGACACAUUUGUACAAUUAUGUCUUAGAAGUCAGAAAACCUGAUACCGCAAUAAAGUCGAUUUUGGAAAAAAAGUGGAGUUCUUGUUUGCGGUUAAGCCGUCGAUAUAUGAAAUAUACGAUUUACUAUUAGUUAUUACUUUUUUGAUUCUAGUCGCUUAAAAUUCUUUCGAAACCUAAAAUUAUGAUUUUUAUCAUCCAAAUAUAAGUUUUAAAACUUUA